This is a messenger RNA of Cherax quadricarinatus, 1262 nucleotides long. The record is from RefSeq and is a predicted model, not a curated record. Lineage: Eukaryota; Metazoa; Arthropoda; Malacostraca; Decapoda; Parastacidae.
AAGUAUCUGAGUGAAGGUGGACAUGGUUAUAAGAGAAGGAGCAGCUGAAGCUAAGACAGGCACCAUGAAGGCCCACCUGUUCUCUCUCUGCUGCUUCUGUUGGCUCCUGCUGUCCACCAGCCUCGCCACCGUCACUACGAAACAAGCCAUCGUUGUACCGUGUUUAGAGCCAUGUUUUGUGUACAACAGUAUUACAGAUGAUUGUUCGAAUACUUGUAUUCAUCCCUUCGGCUCAGCUGACUCCCCCAGGAACCAGCCCAGGUACCGGUACCCGCCCAGGAACUCGACCAGGUUCCCGCCCAGGUACCCGCCCUGGCAUCCGACCAGGUACCCUCCCAGUUGUCCUCCCAGGUGCCCGCCCAGGUAUCCACCCAGGUAUCCGCCCAGGUAUCAACAGGCCACGUCCAGGAUUCAGAUAUCCUCCAAGCCAGGGUAUCCACAACCCACCUCCAGGAUUCAGAUAUCCUCCAAGCCAGGGUAUCCACAACCCACCUCCAGGAUUCAGGUCUCAGAGAGGAUAGACACAGUUUCCAAACAGCGUCGCAGAUGAUAGACCCUGCAUCCAGACAGCCUUUCAGAUGAUAGACCCAGCAUCCACAGCUUCUCAGAUGAUGGAUCCAGCAGCCAGACAGCCUCUCAGAUGAUAGACCCAGCAUCCACAGCUUCUCAGAUGAUGGAUCCAGCAUCCAGACAGCCUCUCAGAUGAUAGAUCCAGCAACCAGACAGCCUUUCAGACGAUAGACCCAGCAUCUAGACAGCCUCUCAACUGACAGACCCAACAAUAAGACAGCCUCUCAGUUGGUAGACCUAGCAUCCAGACAGCCUCUCAGAUGAUAGAUCCGGCAUCUAGACAACUUCGUUGAUGGCAGACCUUACAUUCAGACGGCCUCACAGAAGAUGGGUGCCACACCCAGAUCUCACAGAGAUGGGUGCCACACCCAGAUCUCACAGAGGAUAGGUUCCACACUCAAAUCUCACAGAGGACGGGUACCAUAUUCAUGUGAUCUCCGAAAAUAGACGUCACAUCCAGACGGCGGACUAUCUUCGUCCUCUGGGAUACUUGGAUAUGGACCUGAGGUCACCAUCCAACAAAGAAGUUAGACACCGAGAAUAUCUUUGCAUUGCUCUAAAUUUCCACCGUUGUGUUCAAAAUUUUGAAAUAAAAAUGUGCUUUCCUUUGCAAUGAGUGAUUCAUAUAUUUAUAUAUACAAUCAAUUUUACCUUUUUUAAAUAUUUCGGUCUUUUUUUAAGGUUUUGGGUUA